This is a messenger RNA of Ipomoea triloba (trilobed morning glory), 857 nucleotides long. RefSeq names its product SH3 domain-containing YSC84-like protein 1. Lineage: Eukaryota; Viridiplantae; Streptophyta; Magnoliopsida; Solanales; Convolvulaceae. Gene Ontology annotation, molecular function: phosphatidylinositol binding. The coding region runs from base 242 to 634 and encodes 130 amino acids. The transcript is spliced from 3 exons. The record is from RefSeq and is a predicted model, not a curated record.
ACCCUGUAAUUCUUGACAAGAGCAGGUUGCUCGGUUGAACCCUGAGAGGUCCAUACCUGCAGCUGUUCUGAAAGGAGCCAGAGGUCUAGCAAUAUUGACUGUUGCCAAAGUUGGUGCUCUUCUUACUUACAAACUUGGGACUGGGCUGGUAGUUGCCCGAAAAUCAGAUGGAUCGUGGUCUGCACCAUCAGCAAUAGUCUCAAUUGGUCUUGGGUGGGGUGCACAGGUUGGAGGUGAGCUCAUGGACUUAUUAAUUGUGCUACAUGACGUUAAAGCUGUGAAGACAUUUUGUAGUCGUAUGCACUUUUCUCUUGGUGCUGGCUGCAGUGUCGCAGCAGGUCCAGUUGGGAGGGUUGUGGAGGCAGAUAUGCGUGCUGGAGACAAGGGUUCUGGGAUGUGCUAUACUUACAGUUGUAGUAAAGGUGCAUUUGUUGGAGUCUCACUCGAGGGAAACUUCGUUGCAACAAGAAUGGAUACUAAUCUUCGCUUCUAUGGCGAUCCAUACCUUACCACCGCCGACAUCCUUCUUGGGACGGUGGAACGACCUAGAGCCGCCGAACCAUUGUACAACGCCCUUAAAGAACUCUAUGCCAAGCUUCCACCCCAGAUUAGCACGAGUCCUUUUGAUUCUUGAACUUCUUUUGCACCAUAUGCCUGUGCUCUUUUCAAGCAUUGACUCUUAGUUGAUGAAAAAUUGUACAGUUUGGUUCAGGACAAUAAACCAGCAUCUGAACCAGGAUAAUGGUUCCUUGCAUUAAGUUACACACAAACAGUUGUACAUACAUACAUACUAGCAACGUAUAUGAUUGUAUAUAUUCUGAAAAUGUGAAACCAGUUACUGUUACUUUAUUUGGUCA